AUGUGCCCCUUCGUUCCUUUAUCCCUUCAGCUCCACACUGACCUGAACUCCGUCGGACUCGCUGUCAAUGGGCCGCUCGUUGGAGUAGUGGAACUCCAUACCAAGAAAGGAGAGGCGGAGACAGAGAACAGGAAAGGAAGACGAAGAGCAAAGACGGGGGGACGGAGACGGAUGGCAGAGACGGAGACGAAGGGCAGAGACGGAGGGCAGAGACCGCACGCCACACAACAACGCCCACAGUAUCACUGUAUCAGAGCGCGUUGGGGGGGCCGCAUCUACCCAUUGCUAAACAAAGACCUCACGUGCUGCGUCCAAACCGAUGUCCCUGUCGAGGACUUUGUGCGCAACGUCUGGCAACUCAAGGCCGAUCGCCUCGAGCGGGACGAGCGCGAACGAGAUCUACAGUCGGACCGAGCACUCGUUGCCGAAUACGUAUCCUCCAUCGAGAACCCCAAGCGGGAGCGGGAGCGGGCACCUCCCUUUGUCAGGCUGCUCGACGACGCGGCGAACAAGCUCGCGGUGGCACUGGACCUCGAGUCGUCUUGUCCUGUGGUGUUCGAGCCGCUAGGGUCGAAGGAAAAUGACCGCGCGCCGGACGUGAUCGCUGUGCCUGCCCCGAUUGCGAACGCCUGGCGCGAGUCGCAGGACGACGAUCCGGACCCGAUUCAGACGGGCUUGGAAUUCCGGAUGGUGGCCACGUUCGUCGUGUUCGAGAAGACCAAAAACAAACACUUCAUGCCCGUCAAACCUCCACCGGAGAUGGUCUCCAAGCGGCAGAAGAUGAUGACGGGAACGCAGGCGGGUCUGAAGCGGAAGGCCCGUUCGCAUGAGGCUCCGCCGAGGAAGAGGAGGGCGUUGGACGCAACGGACAGAAGAAGCACCGGGACAAGCUCGUCCAGCCCCAAGUAUCGAUGGGGGUCUCCAAGUACCGAACACACAACGUCGACAUCGACUUCUCUUGCCGCAUAUCGUAGGCACAGCAGGGCCGCUGCUGCAGCCGUGAAAGCCGGUAUAGAAGCAGAGGUCAAGGAGGAAGGAGAGAUGGUCAUUGAGGCAGCUGCUUCACCAACAGCAGGCACCUUCGUCGAUGAGACACCGACCCCCCGAGCGGUCGAGACGGCGGAGGUGAGCCCUUUUCGUGUCGUUGCCAGCAGGGCGUUACGUGAAGACGUGUGGGACGCACCUGGUAACCUGACGAAGGUUCAGAAGCGCAAACCACCGGUGCUGACCUCAGACGAGCUGCAGGCUGCAAGCUAUGCGUCGGAAUGUCUGGCGGAUGGCCGUAGACGGUACGUUACCGGGUUCCUCGUCCGGGGUCUGAUCGUGUCGCUCUGGUACCACGACCGGAUGGGCGUGGUCGAGUCGCAAGAGUUUGACAUCGUUGAAAAACCAAGGCUGUCCUUCCUUGCUCUGGCAGUGAUCACGGAGUGCAACAUGGAGCGGUUCGGGUACGAGCCGAUGCUACGCCUACCGCUGACGUUGGUGUCUCCUACCAUCGGACUGCCGAUGCAUCUGGACGGAUGGGAGAUCCACACUGGCCACGGCAUCGACGCAGACGAUAUUAUGGUUCCCGGUGUCGUGAAGGUGAAGAUCGCGGGGGAUCCACUCUACGUGCAGCCUGGGAUUGUGGGCCGCGGGACUUCCGUCAUGCCUGUAUCUGUCAUUCCUGGUCUUGAAUUUGCAGGGCUGGAAGCGGGGACGAAAUUGGUGGUGGAGUUUAGCUGGCCGGCGGCGUCGCGUGUGGAUCCCGAGGACGGUCUUGUACGGCGGAUCUGCAAGCGCAUUGGAGCGAAGGAAGCGCGGCACAUCGCGCCGAUGCGUCUGUCGACGACGUUGGAGGGCGCGCGGCUGGGCCUCCCGUGGAUGGCGGAUUCGCUGCGGAAACUGUCAGGAAGUGUCGAAGAGCGGGUGCUCCGCGUGAUCGUAUGCGACCGUCUCAGACCUCUGAAGGAUCUGGAGACUCUCCCAGAUUUCCAAUCUGUUUUCCUUGAUCUCGUCCGAGCUACAUUGCUCUCGCUUAUACCAACGGCGCAUCGCGUCGUCUUCAAACGGGCCUGCGUCAUCCAUCGAGACCUCAGCAUCGACGACGUCAUGUUCGGCGUGACGCCAGAGGGCAAGCCGUACGGCGUGCUUAUCGACUCGGACCUCGCGAUCGACGUCAACUCAAAUGCCGGCGUUGCGCAUGCUGCCUCUGCAUUGCAUCGCACCGGGACAGCCCAUCGCCCGUCGUUGGCUCGGACUGCACGGAAAAGAAUCGACCAAGUGUGUGUCCACAUCGGAACAUGGCUUCGACCCAGCUCAGGGUCCACUCUCACAGGCGCGUGGAUCGUUCGCACUGAAGGCGAAGACGCGCCGAUCGCAUGUGUCGUCCAAGCGUCCAAACGCGUCCGCUGCCCCGCCCAAUGA
Messenger RNA from Heterobasidion irregulare TC 32-1, 2406 nucleotides. RefSeq lists its product as uncharacterized. The record is from RefSeq and is a predicted model, not a curated record. The transcript has 2 exons. The coding region runs from base 1 to 2406 and encodes 801 amino acids. Lineage: Eukaryota; Fungi; Basidiomycota; Agaricomycetes; Russulales; Bondarzewiaceae.